AUGACCUCUGGGGGCCUCUACAGUGGUUGGACCCUCCUUUUCUUGCUUCUGGCACCCCUUUCCUGCCAUCCGUGCCCGGUUCCUUGCGAAUGUUCUGAGCCAGCUCGUACGGUGAAGUGUGUCCAGAAGGAACUGACCUCCAUCCCCGCUGGUAUUCCUGGGUACACCCGCAACCUCUUUAUCACUGGCAACCAGAUUGCCUAUGUUGGCAGCCAGGAUCUCCAAGGACUCCGCAAUCUGGUCACGCUCUCCUUGGCUAAUAACAGGAUUAAUGCGGUGGAGUCCCACGCCUUCUCUAACCUCCAGAACCUGCGCUACUUAGACCUGAGUUAUAAUCACUUAGUCACCAUCCACCCUGAUGCUUUCAGUGCUAGGAACAAUUCAAUCCAGGAGCUGAAUCUCAGUCACUCCCUGUACAACUUCUCUGCCAUCCGCCCAGUGGCAACUGCCCUUGUCCAAGGGGGCUUCCAGAAUCUCUCCAAGCUUGAACUCACCAGCAACAAGAUCAUCUACUUGCCCCUUGGGAUGUUGUCCAGCCUCCCUAAACUUGAGUACUUAGACUUGAGGAACAAUUCCUUGAUAGAUAUCAAGAACUCUACCUUUUCUGGACUUCACCUUAAGUACCUUGAUUUGACCUCAAAUGCCUUCAAAACUUUGAGGGGUGAAGCUUUGUUUGCCCUGGGGAGACAGUCCCACCUUAGCCUCUUUCUGAAAGACAACCCUUUUGUAUGCAAUUGUGACAUUGAAGAACUGGUCAACUGGCUGAACCAAAGCCGACAAGUAGUAGAUGUAGAAAAACUAGCCUGCAUUUUCCCCCAGGCUCUGAAGAACACCUCCUUGGUGGAACUAGUGGGUGCAGAUCUGGAAUGCCACUACAGUCAACAUAGUGAAAAUGUUCUUCAGUCCUCAUACGCCGCAUUGGGUAUAGUUCUGGGGAUAAUUGGCAUCAUCUUCCUCUUUGUGCUUUACCUGAAUCGUGAGGGCAUCAAGACCUGGAUGAAUGGUCUACGGGAUGCUUGCCAGAACCUGAUGGAGGAGUACCGCUAUCGUUACGAAAUUGAUUCAGAUCGCCGCAUCACACAAAUCUCAGCAGUGGACAUAUGA
This is a messenger RNA of Thamnophis elegans (Western terrestrial garter snake), 1104 nucleotides long. Its product is annotated as trophoblast glycoprotein-like. The record is from RefSeq and is a predicted model, not a curated record. Gene Ontology annotation, biological process: negative regulation of canonical Wnt signaling pathway. Bases 1 to 1104 code for a protein of 367 amino acids. The transcript has 2 exons. Gene Ontology annotation, molecular function: protein binding. NCBI's taxonomy places the organism in Eukaryota, Metazoa, Chordata, Lepidosauria, Squamata, Natricidae. Gene Ontology annotation, cellular component: plasma membrane.